ACCGGCGCCGCGGCUGCUUCCCCGCGACCAGUGGAGAGGAGGACCCGAAGGCUCAGCGCCCCCAGCAGCUUCUUCGACCAGCGGGCGGCGGCGGAGCCCAAGCGGGAGGUGGUCACCACGAGCUCCACCGCCUGGCGGACGGCGCCCAGCAGCAUGGGGUGACGCAGGCCUCCUGGGCGGAGCAUCCCGUGGAAGGCGCGGCCGGGAGAGCGUGGCGGCGGGAUGGGGUCGUGAAGAACCACCUUGACUAG
Messenger RNA from Effrenium voratum, 251 nucleotides. Lineage: Eukaryota; Dinophyceae; Suessiales; Symbiodiniaceae. The record is from the annotation of a GenBank genome assembly.